Molecule: messenger RNA, 495 nt
Organism: Microthlaspi erraticum
Lineage: Eukaryota; Viridiplantae; Streptophyta; Magnoliopsida; Brassicales; Brassicaceae
Source: the annotation of a GenBank genome assembly
AUGAAAUGGUAUAUACAAGGGUUGGUGUUUGGAUACCUCAGUGUCCCCCAAAGAACUGGGAGACUAGGUCGUGGUCUGGAGAUGGGAGACGGCCAUCAGGAGCACUCCAUCAACUGGGUUCGGCUCACUCGAUCGAGCUUGUGGCUCCUCCUCCUCUUCUUCUUCAUCUUCAAAGUGGGUGUGGCUUCCUUGGCCUUGGUGGAGCUUGUGCUCGCUCGAAGCGGUUGUAGGGAGUCCAGCGGUCUGAGGAAGUCCUGGUACUGGGUUGAUCGUACUCGAAUCCAGGGUUCUCAAACUAGGCUCCUCCAGGUCAACUCGACCGUCAGCUCGAUCGAGUUGAGUUUCCUCUGUUUGGACUCGAUCGAGUCCGGUGGUCGAGCUGGAGCGUCUGGCCUUAGAACUCUUCCUCCUUCUCUGCGUGUUGUCUCUCCUUCUCUUGGCUCGAAAGAGAGGCUCUGUGAGGCUCUUGGGCAGGGAGCCUCCUUUGGGUGGUGA